Cucurbita maxima (winter squash) is the source of this 545-nucleotide messenger RNA. Its product is annotated as protein RALF-like 4. Bases 65 to 430 code for a protein of 121 amino acids. The transcript has a single exon. The record is from RefSeq and is a predicted model, not a curated record. NCBI's taxonomy places the organism in Eukaryota, Viridiplantae, Streptophyta, Magnoliopsida, Cucurbitales, Cucurbitaceae.
AAUAAAAGAAGGGGGAAAAAUAGAAACCAAAACCAAGAGUAUCAUCUCACACAUUUUCACAAACAUGGAAACAAUGAAGAUCUGCCUCUUUCUCCUCCUCGUCUUCGCCGUCGUUGCUCCGUUCUCCGUUGCCUUUCAUGAAACCUCCUACGAUUCAUCUCUCGUUGACGAUAAUUCUAAAUAUAGCUUCUUUGGUGGAGACUCCUCCGAAUCCAUGACUGAAGAUAGUCGUCGACAACUUUUCCAAUAUGGAUUUGCCUAUAAUACUGAAGCUCGCAAGAGGUUUUUGACCUACUAUGCACUUAGUAAGAAUAAUAUCCCUUGCGGCCGUCGUGGUUCCUCCUACUAUGAUUGCAAGAAGCGGAGAAGGAUUAAUCCUUAUCGUCGCGGUUGUGCUGCUAUCACUGGAUGUGCUCGAUUCACCGAUUAAACAAAGUUUUGAUGCUUGUUGAAUUGGUUGACCUUGCUUUUAUCAUAUCGGAUUGAUCUGAUUGGUCCCCUUGAAUUUUAUUUUGGUUAUUUUUUUUUUCUUCUUUUAUAUUGUC